Messenger RNA from Pecten maximus, 1559 nucleotides. Its product is annotated as tubulin beta chain-like. Gene Ontology annotation, cellular component: cytoplasm; microtubule. Gene Ontology annotation, molecular function: GTP binding; structural constituent of cytoskeleton; GTPase activity. Gene Ontology annotation, biological process: mitotic cell cycle; microtubule cytoskeleton organization. NCBI's taxonomy places the organism in Eukaryota, Metazoa, Mollusca, Bivalvia, Pectinida, Pectinidae. The transcript is spliced from 7 exons. The record is from RefSeq and is a predicted model, not a curated record. The coding region runs from base 187 to 1527 and encodes 446 amino acids.
CAACAUUGACACAUGACGCGAUCGGUUUGGAACUACAUGGGCGGAAGGGCACAGGUGUAAUUGGUCGAUUUCUGCAGAUAUAUAUUCUAGUCACGUGACAACAUUGUCUUAGACAUUCUAUAUGAGGAGUAAAGGCUGACUGGGCCUAAUAAAGGAAUACCUGCCGGAAACACCACACAAAUCAUCAUGAGGGAAAUUGUUCAUAUGCAGGCAGGCCAGUGUGGCAAUCAAAUUGGUGCCAAGUUCUGGGAGGUGAUAUCCGACGAACACGGUAUCGACCCUACAGGAACAUACCACGGUGACUCCGAUCUACAACUGGAGCGUAUCAAUGUCUACUUUAACGAGGCUACAGGUGGAAAAUAUGUUCCCCGCGCUACCCUCAUUGACCUUGAGCCGGGUACCAUGGAUUCCGUCCGGUCAGGGCCAUUCGGCCAGAUAUUUCGCCCCGACAACUUUGUGUUCGGCCAGAGUGGUGCCGGAAACAAUUGGGCCAAAGGUCACUACACAGAGGGCGCUGAGCUGAUCGACUCGGUUCUCGACGUCGUUCGGAAAGAGACCGAGAGUUGUGAUUGUGUCCAAGGUUUCCAGCUGACUCACUCCCUCGGUGGCGGUACGGGAGCCGGUAUGGGAACUCUGCUUAUCAGCAAAAUCCGGGAGGAGUACCCGGAUAGAAUCAUGAACACCUUUUCCGUAGUGCCGUCUCCAAAAGUAUCGGACACUGUGGUCGAGCCCUAUAACGCCACUCUCUCCGUCCACCAGCUCGUGGAGAACACGGACGAGACCUAUUGCAUUGACAAUGAAGCACUCUAUGAUAUUUGUUUUAGGACAUUAAAACUUACGACCCCCACGUACGGUGAUCUAAACCAUCUCAUUUCCGCCACCAUGUCCGGAGUGACAACAUGUCUAAGGUUCCCAGGCCAACUUAAUGCUGAUUUACGAAAGAUCGCUGUCAACAUGGUGCCAUUCCCUCGACUCCACUUCUUCAUGCCUGGAUUCGCUCCCCUUACCUCCAGAGGGAGCCAGCAGUAUCGUGCUCUGACAGUUCCAGAGUUGACACAGCAGAUAUUUGAUGCCAAGAACAUGAUGGCUGCCUGCGAUCCCCGUCACGGUCGCUACCUCACCGCCACAGCCUUGUUCAGGGGCAGGAUGUCCAUGAAAGAGGUAGAUGAACAGCUGUUGAACGUACAGAACAAGAACAGCAGCUAUUUCGUGGAGUGGAUUCCAAACAACAUCAAGACGGCAGUCUGCGACAUCCCACCACGUGGUCUCAAAAUGUCUGCUACAUUUGUCGGAAACACCACCGCCAUUCAGGAGUUAUUCAAACGUGUCUCCGAGCAAUUCACAGCCAUGUUCCGAAGAAAGGCUUUUCUUCAUUGGUACACUGGUGAGGGUAUGGACGAGAUGGAGUUCACAGAAGCCGAGUCCAACAUGAACGAUCUGGUGUCCGAGUACCAACAAUACCAGGAUGCCACCGCCGAUGAAGAAGGAGAGUUCGAGGAAGAGGAAGGAGAAGAGGAAGGCGCCUAACCAUUUAUUUACGAAACUAAGACUUAAUAAAA